AAAAUCUAAACAAGUAAACCCCACCAGAAAUAGUUACUAAACAUUUUUGUUUUCAACAAUUCUUAGUGAGUUUAAUUUUUUUUAACUUUUAUGAUAAAACACAAUUACUUACAACUGAGUGUACUGAUGACUUCUUCUACAUAUUUGAAAUGAUUUAGAAGCCGCAUGAAUUAACCAACUAGACACUAAUGUAACCAAAUUAAUAAGACACAAUCUAGGUUGCAAACAUGCGGACCAUUCCUAAAACAAAAUUGAAGCAAAUCUUUCAACAUUUAGUGUCGCGUAUUCUUGUUCAGGAUAGUUGCAACUUGCAAGGAUCUACAAUGCACCGACAAAGGAUGGUGUCGUAUUAAUUUUGUGUGGGAUAGUUUGAGUAAGGUAUAAUUAUAUUGAAACGCACAUAUAUAUAUAUAUAUAUAAAUUUAUGUAUGUACAUACAUAUUGGUUAAAUUUUAAAAUUUCAAAAGCAUUUUGUUCAAAAUUAAUUACACUUACAAAACUUAUAUACUAAUUUGAUUCAACUUGGUUCUGAAUGCUGUUUAUUUGCUUUAACUAUACUAAUCACGUACUACUAAAUACACUAGCCACAUUCUUCAAAUGUUACUCAUCACGUGAUCCAUUUCAAAUAACUUUCCAUUCUAGUUUCAAACUCAAAACAUUUGUUCUCAAACAUAUAGAAGUUAGAACUUAGAAUUUACAAAAUUAUUGAAAGUAUUUAUUAAGAAGAUUGAGAAAUGGUCCCAUACUCUGGUAUUUGCAUGUUUAUCUGAAAAUUCAGUAAAGUCUUCGGUUUGGGUUUGAUGUGUCCCACUCGUUGCCUUUGACCAAAAGUAACCUAUUAUUACAUUUAGCUUAAUAAAAAAAAUACUAGCCACAAUAGGUGUUUUCGUUAAUUAAUUUAUUAUUAUAAUUGACACAGCAAAAUCGUCAAAAAGAAACAUUUCAUAUGUUUUACACUAAAAAAAAAGAAACAUUUCAUAAUUAUUUAGAGAGCUCCCAAAUAUACCCUUUAUUUUCAUUUUUAUUUAAAUACCAUAUCACCUAGAUUUAUUCCCUUUUUAAGUGGUGGAAUUGUAUAACCUAACUUUUUGAACCACAAACUGUAUAACCUAACUAAACACAAGCCAUAUCUGUCCUCCUCCCCAAUUGGAAUCUUAGUAUUUAUACGCGUAUACACAUAUCCACGUAUCUGUUUACAUGUGAAUACGUAACAUAUAGAGCACAUGUGCUAUGUGUAUAUAACAUAUACUAUAACGAAAGAGAAAGGACACAUAAACAAUGCAUACGUCCCAAUGUAUGCUUGAGAGUUUUAAAGCUUUUUAUACUCUUUUUUUUUUUUGGGUAUUUGCAAAAAGAUUGAGACUCCACAUCGAAAUGCCUUUUAUUUUAUUUACAUCUUUAUAGAUUCUUGAGCAUCUAAACAUAUCAUAUCAUAUAUAUAUAUACAAACGCAACCAUUUAUCCACAUUACGUGCAUCUAUUAUUCCCAUGUACCAAUGCAUCGAUUUGACUAUAUGCCAAAUAGAAAAUUAAAACAAACAUGUUCCUUUGAAGACAAAAAUCCUCAACCAAGUGCCUCGAAUCCAUUACCAUUUCCAUUUCAUACACAUGGAAUUUUAUUUAAAAAAUGCAUGGAAAAUUUAAUAGUGAAACAUUAUGCUAUGUAUUGUUUAUUUAUUUGUUUUUGGUUGAUAAAUUUGUGUAUUUAACUUUCUAAAACUAUUUAAGUCUUUCUCUCUCUCACUGUAUAAAAAUACUUGUCUUUCCUAAAGCAAAGAAGCAAAGAAUCGUGUUCUCUUACACAUCCAGUCUUUUUGCAUUUUUAUUGCAAGGAUCAUUUCUUUCCUUAGCUUCGACAUCAGCUCCAUCUUAUUCAUCUUUAUUCACUCUCUUUCUUUCUUUUUCUUUAUUAAAACAUUUUUCUUUCAAAUCUGAUCAGCUAGAUUCUUUACUAAUGGUUUUCUUCAUCUUUAUGUGCAAUAACACAUGCUUUUAAAGCUUCGAAUCUCUCCCUUUGCUUCAUCAACUAUCUUUAACCACCUCGUGACUCAAGAUUUUCAAAUUCCCCUACAUAUUGUUCUAAAUAUAAUCCACACUUUCUUUAGUCUUUACUCUGUUUUUGUUUCUUCUCAACAUUACAACAAAAUGGCUUCAUCAUCAUCAUCAUCAUUAUUAUCAUCACCAUCUUCAUAUGCAGAGUUAAAAGAUGCUUGGCAUCCAUCAACAACAAUAGUGGACACAACAGCAUCAAGCUACUGGUUUAACUGGAGGGUUAUGAUCUGCUGCAUAUGGAUGGCAAUAGCGAUGGUUAUUACCGCUUUUCUUAUAUUCAAAUACGAAGGUUUUCGCCGAAAAAGAAGUGGACAAGGAGGAGAGAAAGAGUGGUCGGGUAAUGUAUAUGAAGAUGAGACUUGGAGGCCUUGUCUCCGUAAUAUUCACCCAGCUUGGCUUCUUGCUUUUCGAGCUGUUGCCUUCUUCGUUCUUCUCAUUAUGCUUAUUGUUAUUGGCCUUGUUGAUGGACCUACCAUCUUCUUCUACUAUACACAGUGGACUUUUGCUUUGAUUACUCUCUAUUUUGGACUAGGCUCACUUCUUUCACUGCAUGGAUGUUACCAAUACAACAAAAGAGUGGCUGGUGACAGAGUAGAUAGCAUUGAUGCUAUAGAAUCAGAACGAGCAAGAUCCAAAGACUCUGAUCAUACUCUUCAACAGACUCAAUACUCUAGUAAUUCAGCUGGUUUUUGGGGGUAUGUUUUCCAAAUAAUAUUUCAGAUGAAUGCAGGUGCAGUUUUGCUCACUGACUGCGUCUUCUGGUUCAUCAUUGUUCCUUUCCUUGAGAUUCAUGACUAUAGCCUUAAUGUUCUGGUGAUCAGCAUGCACUCUCUCAAUGCCAUUUUCUUGCUUGGUGAUGCUGCUUUGAACUCUUUGAGCUUUCCAUGCUUCAGAAUUGCUUACUUCUUCUUAUGGACAAUAGCUUAUGUUUUAUUCCAAUGGACACUCCACUCGUUAGUCCAUAUAUGGUGGCCUUACCCAUUCCUGGACUUAGCAUCCCACUAUGCUCCACUAUGGUACUUCUCAGUUGCAGUGAUGCACUUGCCAUGCUAUGGAGCCUUUACCUUGUUGGUGAAGCUAAAACAUCGGCUUCUUCAGAGAUGGUUCCCUGAGUCUUACCAGAGUCCUCGGUAGUAACUUGCAUGGAAAGCAACCAUGUUUGAGUGAAAGACUAAUUUAAGUAGAUGUUUUUUUUUUUGAGAAUACAAAAGGAAACAAAAAAAAAUGAAGUGUGUAGCAACAAACUCAUGCUUAUAAAUAUGAUUUAAUUAUUUGGUCUUAUCAAAUAAGAGGUUGCUUGAAAGA
Molecule: messenger RNA, 3357 nt
Organism: Brassica rapa (field mustard)
Lineage: Eukaryota; Viridiplantae; Streptophyta; Magnoliopsida; Brassicales; Brassicaceae
Cellular component (GO): membrane
Source: RefSeq, a predicted model, not a curated record